This is a messenger RNA of Moesziomyces antarcticus, 2658 nucleotides long. RefSeq lists its product as uncharacterized. Gene Ontology annotation, biological process: protein import into nucleus. The transcript is spliced from 5 exons. The coding region runs from base 1 to 2658 and encodes 885 amino acids. The record is from RefSeq and is a predicted model, not a curated record. Lineage: Eukaryota; Fungi; Basidiomycota; Ustilaginomycetes; Ustilaginales; Ustilaginaceae.
AUGUCGGCCCUCCACAAGUCGGCGCCCCACUCGGCCCGCUCAUCGCCAGCGUCGACGCCGUUGAACAUGUCGCGCCACACAUCAGCGAGUCCGGCUCCAUCGAGCGCAUCUGCCUCUCAGCAUGGGCAGGAGACACUGGAGAGCGACAACGACUCGCAGGGCGUGCAGAUGAUCCUGCGAAUCAAGCGCAAGCGCAACCAGGAUCCCGUCGAGGCUCUCAUUAUCAACCAGAACGAGCGUAGGAGCAAACGCAGGUCCAUGGUGUUUCCUGAUACGACGAAUGAAGCGCUAACAUCAUCUCAGCACGGCUCUGCUGAACCGUCGGAAGCACCGCAGAGCAAGCAGCGCGGCGUGUUUCGGCUGGCUGAGACGGUGUCGUUGCAAUCCUUUUCGGAUCCCAUCGCGGCCCGCAAGCUCCACCAGCGCAUCUCUGCACUGAGCAGAGGCUCUCCAGCCGGCCCAAGCACCAAACCCCUGCAUCCCUCCAAGCUGUCUCAGAGCGUCUCGUCGCCCUCGCUCACCCAGACCAUGCAGCACAGCCUCCGACAAGCCUCUGCAACUUCCACCGAGGGAGCCUCGGGCAACAUCGCUGGGGUUUCACGAACACAGCGCUCUCUGGCCAACUCCGUUCCUUCGCUCCUCAAGUCCGCGGACGCAUCGACGUCAGCAACGCCGGCCGAAAGGGUGAAAGCGUUGGCGUCCGAGCAGAUCGAUCGCGACAAAGAGCGCCGCUCCCGAAGCAGCACGCCUGUCGGAAUGCGCUUCAGGGUCGUGAUGAAGGAUUCGGCAGGCAAGGGACUCCGCAGGUCUGGAAGCUCGGCAAGCCUCAGAAAGAUGCGCCACGGUGCGUUGCAGAGCUCGCCAUGGCACACGAGCGCAAGACCGCCAGAGAUUCGAUCCAGGAGGGAGAAAGAAGCCGAAGCCAUCUUUGGCAGGAUCAUCGAUGCCGAAACCGAGUCCAGCGGCCCGGCAGCAUCUUCGUCCUCCCAAAGAGCGCCGAGGGAGAAGCAGAACAAAACUGCCCAGCCGGACGUUGAGAUGGAGGGUCUCGAUGCCAAGUUUGCCGAGAUGCUGGGUGACUACCUCCGAUCCAACAACAUGGAGCCGGCGAAAGACCUUGAUCAGAUGGUUCAAGGAAGUUCACAAGCUGAUGCUGCUGCUCCGGAGAGCAUCGUUCCUUCGCCCGGGUUGGAUGACGAGGAUGGAGACGAGGAAGACUACGUGUACGACGUCUACUAUCGCGACAUGCUACCCACCAAGGCGGGUCCGCAGGGUUCUUCCGAGACGGGUCUCCAACCGGCCCAGGUCGCAGGACGCGAGAAGGGUGCAGCAGCCGCGUAUGGGGCUGUGCCCGACUCCAUGGCUCUGCCCAGAGUGCUUGGCGGCGAAGUAGUGCCUCCCGAGUCGGCUGCGCUGGCUGCGGCGUUCCCCGGUCUGGACUUUGCCGGGCCCAAUGCGGUGAUUGCGCAUCUGGAAGGGUUUGUCGACAGCGACGAUGAGCUGGAGCAGGCCGACGAAGAAGGUUUCGAGAGCUUCGACGAGGGCGAAGACGAGGACAGCAACGACGAAGGUUUCUACAGGAACGACUACCCCGAACAGGAACUGCCCGACGCAGACGAGGUCGACUUUGACUACGACGAUGACGAUUCUGACCUCGACGAGCACGACCAAUACUGUGACCCUAUCAGAUGGAAGCUUCUGAAAGCCGCUCAACAAGAUGCAUACAGCCAAUCUGCUUGCUCGAUCGUGUGCGUGACGCUGUGGCUCAAGCUUAUGAAGGCGGAGCCACGCGCUCAGAUGCCGCUCUCGAUGGCCGAAUGCCGGCAGGCGGCUGCAGCCAUCCGCGCCGGUGAUGAGCGCACAUCCGCUCGCUUUGCACUGCACUCAUCCAGCCAAGAGGUGGUCUCGAACUCGCGCAUGUCGUCACUCGCCGGGAUGAUGAGCGGAGAAUCCGAGUGCAGGGCCAGGUGCCCAAGCGAGCACCGCGGAUCCCGAUUUGGCGACACCCAGCUGCAGUCACACCGCAGCGGCUCAGCAGCGGUUCCGCCACGACAUUGCAUCGACACAGUGCAGAUGCCACAGCUCGGCGUUUGGCGCAAUCUUAUACGGCCGAGAUCAGCUGGUUGGGGCCACCACCCGCUCGAGCUCGCUGCCUCUGUGACUUGCCACCAUCUCAUUGUCAUCCGCCUCGGUCCACCACACCCAUCCUGGCUCGCAUCGUCGCACCCGCUUUCACCUCCGCUCCUCCAUCUCAUUCUUCCACUCUUGUCGCAGCUGCACGUUGCAUUAUCAGCUUUCCCAUAUACCCAAGCUGAUCGCCACAAUCAAGGUCGCACAAGGUCCACGUCUCGAUUCGGCUUGCCUCGACGUCGCACUCGCAGUCCAUCUUCGAUACCUUUGCCACCCUCGCCAACCCUAACUCAACGUCGCCGUCGAAAGAGCCUCGCACUUCCAAAGCUUUUCCACUUUUCGCCACCUGCGCCGCGCCGUCUCAUCAACAGCUUCGCGCGCCCCUCGGUUCCCGCCCAGCAUCCGCAGCACCAGUUGAUCUUCGGCGUUCCCGACGAGCUGACUCCCUCGAGCGAUCCGACACCCUUUGUUCAUCACCGUCUCUCGAUCGAACAACGGCUCUCCUUCGGCAUCAUCCGCACCUCCUAG